This is a messenger RNA of Larimichthys crocea (large yellow croaker), 948 nucleotides long. It is a transcript of the gene zcrb1, whose product is annotated as zinc finger CCHC-type and RNA binding motif 1. The transcript has 8 exons. Gene Ontology annotation, cellular component: U12-type spliceosomal complex. Lineage: Eukaryota; Metazoa; Chordata; Actinopteri; Sciaenidae. Gene Ontology annotation, molecular function: RNA binding; zinc ion binding. The record is from RefSeq and is a predicted model, not a curated record. The coding region runs from base 79 to 747 and encodes 222 amino acids. Gene Ontology annotation, biological process: mRNA splicing, via spliceosome.
UGCAGCUUUAAACACGUUUUCUUUAUUAUUGUUUGGUGUUAUUCAAACCGCGGCGGAGGCCGUGUUUGUGUGUCCAGUAUGAGCGGAGGUUUGGCACCGAGCAAAAGCACCGUGUACGUGUCCAACCUGCCAUUCUCUCUCACCAAUAAUGACCUGCACAAGCUCUUCACCAAAUAUGGAAAGGUUGUAAAGGUUACAAUCGUGAAAGAUAAAGACACUCGCCAGAGUAAAGGUGUGGCGUUUGUUCUCUUCCUGGACAGAGAAUCUGCUCAUAACUGUGCAAGAGCAGUGAACAACAAACAGCUGUUUGGCAGAACAGUGAGGGCGAGCAUCGCCAUAGACAACGGGCGAGCGACUGAGUUUAUAAGGAGACGGAACUACACAGACAAGACUAAAUGUUACGAAUGUGGGGAUACAGGUCAUCUGAGCUAUGCGUGCCCCAAAAACAUCCUGGGUGAGAGGGAACCUCCAAAGAAGAAAGAAAAGAAAAAGAAGAAAAGAGAUCAACAACCUCAACACGUUGAAGAAGAAGAAAGUGAAGAAGAGGGAGAGGACCCAACCUUAGAUAGUCUAAGCCAAGCCAUAGCUUUUCAGCAAGCCCAUAUGGAGGAAGAGGAGGAGACACGGAGGAAGCAGGUGCUUUUGUCUCAAGAGGACGGCGCUCACGCUUCAACAUCCUCAGACUCUAAGAAACCACGGAUCAAAAAGAGUGCAUACUUUAGUGAUGAGGAGGAACUCAGCGACUAAUAACACACAGUUUGGACAUGUUUAAAAAUGUGCUUCCAUGAACACUGAUUUUUUUCCCCCCUUUCUUUCUGUACAUAAGACAUUUUUGUGUUUCUAAUAAAUACUGCUCAUGAGUCGAUUUAUUAAGCGUGUGUGCGAGAGAUGUUUUUCAGUGUCACUCAAUAAAAUGUUUUUUUUCUAAUGACAAAUGAAUUGUUAGUU